GGCCGAAGCCGGGAUCCGAGGCGCUCUCCCUGCCGGCCUUCGGGGGAAGCUGCCAGAAACACCCGAGCCGGCCGGUGCAGCUGUACUGCCGCAUGUGCCGGCAGGCGGGAUGCGGGCAGUGCGUCUCCGAGGAGCAUCGGGGCAUCUUCCACUCUGUCAACCUCAUAGACACGGUGUACCAGGAGGAAAAAUUAAUCUUCUUUAGCACUCUGAAACAAAUGAGGAUAAUAAAUGAGCAGCUGGUGAAUGAGAUCUCAAAACGACCGAAUGAUGCAGAUAUGAUGCUGAAAAAUGAUGUGGAGACAAUUGAGCUGAAAUUUGGAGAAAUUUUCAAAACUCUAGAAAUGAAAAAACAGCAACUACUAGAAGAUGUCGAAAAUCAAAGAAGUAAAAAAGAGAAAGAAUUUCAGAUUUGGAAGAAAAUGAAAGAAACUCACAAGAAGACCAUUGAGAAUUUUUUGAAGGAUUGUGAAGAGCUUGUCCAUGAGUGUGAUCCUCAGUGUUUCCUUGAGGUUGCCUGUGGCUUGAAUACAAGGAUGAAAACUCAGCUUGAUGUGAUGAAUAUAGCAUCCAACUUGGAAAAACCACCAGUGUAUACGCCAAAGAAGAUAGAUAUCAAGUCUGUGGUUAAUGAAAUCUUAGCAUUGGAGUUAACACCUGUAGAUGCAGGCACUGUUCAAGAGCUACCUUAUGAAGGACAGGAGAGCUCAACUCUACUUAAAGAUAUCUUAAAGCAGAAUACACAUGGCACAUUUCUUCCUGUAGCAGGACAGGAUGAAGCAGACGGCAGCAGGGUUCCUACUCGCUUUAUGUCAAUAUCAGAAAUGUCAGCAUUUCAAAAUAUGAGCCAUGAGGAGUUACGUUACAAAUACUAUAUGGAACUUCAGAAGUUCACUAAUGUAUUUAAGACUCAAAAUUUCCCUGCAAACAAAAAGUAUAAAUUUGUGACUGCUGAGGCCUCCAAGAAUAACUCCUCAGGACUCUCUUUUACAUCUUCACCUACCAGAGCAAAUAACACAGAUAAAACAAAAAUGGGAACCCUGCGAAGAGGAGGUGGCUUAGACAAAAGAAACUUUUCUGGAAGCAGUGCUCAUAGCAUCCCGUCCACAAAUACGAUCUUUUCUGAAACAAAUGGUGACGUAAAAUCAUUUAAUGAGGGAAGUGGCCAGGAAGUAUCCACUCCAGCCUUGUCAGAAACCUCUCCAAACUUGUUAGUUAAAGAAAAAUGGCCAAGACAGGCAUCAGCAGGUACUGUUUCCAACGAAAUGGACUCAAAUUCUAGUAUUUCAUUCAACUUAAAGCCAGUAGAAAGAGUGGCUGUUACUGUUUCAAGUUCAGAAUCUGUAGAUGCUUCAGCAGAGAGAUCUUCAGGUGUACCUUUUACUUUCAGUGCAUCUAACAAGUCAUUACCAAGAUUUAGUAAAGAUAGAGGUACAUUUUCCUUUAAAAAGCAAGACAAGAGAUGUGCUUUCCCUCAGUUUUAUUUAGGGAAAUGUGAUAAGGUGGAUAAAACAAAUAAUCAGGAUAAACAUAAUCCUGAAACCAAAAACACAGUUUGCAGUGCUUCAACAAGUCCUAAUUUAGACUCAGAAGAAAGUGAGAAACAGCACAUUUUGUUUCCCUUUGGCAAUUCAGAAAGAAAUUUGUGUGCAGGACCAGAAGGUAGCAAUUCAUGUAAGGUGUUGCCAUCAUCCUCAUUUUUUAGCCGAUCUGAGAAGCCAUCUGACAAAAAAACAUUAUCUCACAUGAAGGAAAAAACACCUUGUGCAGAGGAGCUUGCAGGAUAUGGUAAAGAGAAACCAUGUGUUUUAGGGGAACAAAAACUUCACACCUCAGAAUCCACCACAACUGGAGCUUGUGGUACUUCAGAAACCAACACUGGAGAUGGGGUGAGUGGUGUCUCCAAGACCCCCCUUACCACCACUAAUUGUGCAUUUUCUUGCAAAAGUAAUUUCCCUUUGCCUUCACCAGUAUUUUCAUUUGGAGGCAUUGUCCGAAAUACCUCUGAUUUGCUGACUUAUUCCAUGUUUUUUUCUGGAAACAGAACAGAAAAAAUGGAUAAGGAGAAGAAAUCUCCUGACAAAACUCUUCUAAAUGUAGGUAAACCUGUGUCUCCAGAGUGUACAGAGCCUGCUUCUCUUCAGAGUCAUCCAAAAUGCGAAGGCUCUUGUUUGCCUAUGGACUCAUCUAAAAACAUUGAAAGUGCAGAAAGGCUUGGUGAUGAUAACACUCCUUGUCAACCUUUAUGUUCAGGAGUUCUUCCUAUUGAGUAUGAGAAUGCAUCUUCUACUCAACUCACCACAGCGGCACAACAGCAAAAAGAGGUAAAGGAUGAAGAAACUGUUGCUGAAAACAACUGUGUGUGCCCUAGAAGGGAGGAUGAACCUGAGCCUGUACAGUUUCAGAACACUCCUGGCACAUGCAAUGAUCCAUCUUCAGGAGGUUUUGUGCUUGCAGUAAGUGAGACAGGAGAAAUGCUGGGAGACAGCACUUCUGACACUUAAGACCUAAGGCAAGCAUCUGUCUCUACUGAUACCAGCCAUGCAUCAGAAUAUUUUUCUGUGGCUGAAGACAGAAUGUCUGGUAGAAGAAAAUUAGAUGUGAAGAGAGACUGAAAAGGAAAAUAAGCUGGAAUUAAAUAAAUGCUACUUAAUAUAUUAAAAGGUGGGGAUACUUGUGAUUCUACAGUUGUUCUCCCCACUUCUUUCCAGUCAAAGUAUCUCUGUGUUGGAAACUUUACUGCUUAUAAACAGUACAAUGCAAUAAAUUGAUUUUAAUAGUAUAGUCAUAAACUCAAGAAACAACCAAAAAGGUCAUGUCUGACUCAAGACCAAAGUAUAACCAUAGAUGCUGCAUCUUCAGUAAUGCAAACCUUCUGGGGUAUGUUUGGGGGAUUGGGAACUGAGAUGUCCCAGAAAGUGAGUUGGGGGAAGCCUCAGUGGCAGGAGGCAGUAAAUUGCAGCACUUGCACUUAAAUGGGUAUGAGAACAGCCAAGAGCAUUCACCUCACAGGCAGGGAGGGAGGAGAGCCACAACAAAAAUAAAGGAUAUUGAAGGUGUUACUAAAAAUUGUUUUAUUUCCCAGUUGCUGUUUCCUUUUCUGUGAUAUGUUUAAUGUAUGUUGAAGGUAUAAAUUCAUGUGUAAUUUCAAUAAUUUCUCUUGCGCUUUUGAAAUGGAAGCAUCAUAUCAGUGUUCUUUUAUACACUGCAGAAGGGUGUCAGCUACACUUCUGAAGUGCUGCCUUCAGGAAAUAGAAAUAUUGCAAUUAAAUUUCAGCUUUUUGGCAACAGUUUGGAAAUACUUGGAUAGAUGAACUUGCCGUUUUAUUGAAAGCUUUUGGAGAACCUAGCUUUCAAAACAAAAAAUUCAUUUAAAAUCUGUGUGUAGUGACAAAAAAGGAAAACAGCCCGUCUCACUAAAUGUAUUAAUGAUUCAGGACUUGUGGAAAUUUUAGUCUGAAUAUCUGUACAGAGUUAGGAUAAAAAGACCAUAUUUUCUACUUUGCUGGCCAUUUUGUUGGAUCCAAGAGAUAACUGUGCUUUAGUUAUUGAAAUACACAGACAGUAGUACUGUUUCAGAAUAAAGCUCUGGGUUUUUUUUACUGUUCAUGCUUUAGCAAAAGCUGAUGCUAGGCUUUAAAGAAAUUAAUUUUGUAUUAGAUGCAUCAACUGGCAAGUAUUAAAAUGCACAAUAUUUAAUAUUCCUUCAGAAGUUUUUAGUGGCAACUGGAAAAAUCAAUAAUCUCCAAAUUACCUCUGUAACUCUGUAAGAAAAAUAUUACUUAAAUCUCUGCAAUGCUUUCUAAUAUACUUACUAUGACAUAAUACUUAGAGAAACUAUUCUUGUUUCAGGAAAUGUUAACCUAAUUCGAUUUGUGUUCAGUUCUUGAUCUCAAUUUUUCUGUGCCAGUGCAUUCCUUUAUUAAAUGUGCUGAAAAAAUAGUUUCUAGUAUUUAUAACAAUUAAUAAUACUACUUUUCUGUUUGCAUUAUAGUAAAGAAGGUGGUAAAAACCCUCUUUGUGGUUAGUCUUUUAGUUCUUUAUAUUCAUCUCUUAAAUCUUACUGUAUUUCAGUUUUCUCCUAAGAUUUUUUUUGCUGUUAUCUCUAGACAUUCUUGUCAUGUUCUGCAUGUGUAGGAGAGUAAUGUAAAUUCAAAUCACUGGAAGACAAAAGCUGAGCGAGAUGAUAAUGGUAGAAAGUGUCACAUGUGGAGGUUGGUCUCACUUUAAUAAAAGUGAGAGAAGUUGGACAAUUUUAGAGUCACAUGAGGCACCUAUAAAAUUCAUUGCCAGAAAGUUGCAAAAAAUGUUUGUUUUCUUCCACAGUGACAAAAAUAUUCUUAAUGAGCUAAGAUUAAUCAGAAACUAUAACAAGUUUCUGAAGCUUACAUAUUUUUAACCUGUCUUCUGUUAAUUUAUGUUAUUUCAUGGGUGUUUGUCAAAGUUAAAAUUCCAUGCAAAUACUUUUUCCCUUAGUGAAAAGACACCAUCAUAGACUCAUAAAGCAAAUAGAGUACUGUAUGCUACUUUGAAGGUAGAAGUUGUGGAUGUGGGGCUUUGCUGCAGUCCUAGGGCUGCUUUUUAAGCAUUGUUGUCCAAGUGCCUUAUAGGUCAGCAUUCAGGUUUUACAGGGCAGGUAAGAUUCACACAGAAAUCCCCAACAAGAUACUUGCCCACUCCCUUAGCCAUACUGCACUGACCCAGAAGGGAGCCCUUCCUCUGUUCCCUGAAAAUGAUGGGAGGUACAGAAUAACCUCUGGGUCUUGGGCAUGUCUCUUCCUGACUACCUUAAAAAUUAACACUGUCCUGGCUGGAAGCAGAAUAUUCAAGUGAUCUUGAAUGAACACCAGGGCCAAUUCAAAGAAAUGGGAUUCAGAGUUGUCCUUAAUGUGGAUUUUGCUUAUUA
Messenger RNA from Ficedula albicollis (Collared flycatcher), 4906 nucleotides. RefSeq lists its product as uncharacterized. The record is from RefSeq and is a predicted model, not a curated record. Bases 93 to 2504 code for a protein of 803 amino acids. Lineage: Eukaryota; Metazoa; Chordata; Aves; Passeriformes; Muscicapidae. The transcript has 8 exons.